UUUUCUUUCCAUGCACGAAUGCAUAAGAAUAUUUGUUUUGCAUGAUACUUUUAUCCAAAUUAUUCAUACUCAUCGUCAAUAUUAUAAUUUUCUUUGUUUUUAUUUUUAAGGAAAAGAAUGAAAUUACACGACUGCAGAUUUAAUUAAUUUUUAAAUUAAGAAUAAUGAAACAUCCCCUUGCAAUAUACUUUUUUCAUAACAGCUUUGUUACAUUAACACGUUGACUGUCACAGUAAUAGUUAAAAAACUUUAAUAAUUAAUUUAUUAAUGACCCACCAUAGCAAUCAACGUGUUAGUAAAGAAAUGAUCAAUCUCAUUUUGUUAACAAGUAUCAUCUCAUUUUCUUUGAAUUUCGUUCGAACAUUAUAAUUGCCUGAUAUAAUUUUGACAUUCUAUAGAAACAAUUAACUAUAAAACCAUUUAUAGACAUUUUCUAACUAAUUAACAAUAUCAUCCGCAUAUUUUAGGAUCUCGUAAUCUAUCAGGAAACCGUAAUGAUUUCUAUGACGAUUUGGAUUUCAUAUACGACCGAGACUUGCAAGAUGAUAUCGAAGAUGAAUUUGUUUCAACUCAUCGACGUUAUAAGGAACGCGCUGCCGCUGCUUUUGCCGAAGAUAUGGCUGAUAUAAGACGCAAACGAAGAGAUAUGCAGGAUCGUAUAUUCGAUGUAAUUGAUUUAAACGCUGAAAUCGAGAAAGCCAAGAGCACAUUGGAGGCAGCGGACGUUGCAUUUCAACGACACGCCACGAAAUUUGAUAACACCUACGAUUACGAUGACGUGUCAUCGAGAAAAGUAUUGAGCAUGGAAAGUGCAGAAAAAGCACCGCCAAAAACGAUUAAAUUUGUCAAAGUACCGAACGUCGAUAUGGAAUCUUGCAUACCGCAGUCUAUAAUACCAAGACACGACAGAAUCAGUUCGUUAAUAGAAUCGGCUGAGAUUGUAAAUCCAAUGAACAGUUAUGCAUUACAACCAUUGAAAAAGAAAUUCUUGAAAAGAAAGAAAAGCGUUUCGUUUUAAAACUUUCGAAUUAAAACGAACAUCUUGACACUUUCGCUACUAUGUACACUCUUAUCCAAUUUUAUUAUUUUAAUAAAUCUGUCAAAGAAAAUUAUUUAAUAAUAUUUUAGAAUUAAAUAAGAGCGUUAAGUUAAUAUUUAAAAUCUCAUACCUGAAGAGAAAUAUUAUUGAAUAUCUACUUUGUUUUAAUUUGAGUGCACCUUUUGAUUUAUCCUAAAAUAGUAAUGUAGCAGAGAUAUUAUUACUACUACUAUUACUAUUUUUAUAUAUAUAUAUAAUGUAUGUAUUAUAUUGUAUAUUUCCUGUUUGAAAUACAGAUUAUGUAUAGUGAUACCUUUUCCAAUUUUAUUAUUCUAUAUACAG
Molecule: messenger RNA, 1381 nt
Organism: Osmia bicornis bicornis
Lineage: Eukaryota; Metazoa; Arthropoda; Insecta; Hymenoptera; Megachilidae
Exons: 2
Coding region: 617-1018 (133 amino acids)
Source: RefSeq, a predicted model, not a curated record